Molecule: messenger RNA, 2318 nt
Organism: Heteronotia binoei (common prickly gecko)
Lineage: Eukaryota; Metazoa; Chordata; Lepidosauria; Squamata; Gekkonidae
Gene: VSIG10L
Product: V-set and immunoglobulin domain containing 10 like
Exons: 11
Coding region: 165-2318 (717 amino acids)
Molecular function (GO): protein binding
Source: RefSeq, a predicted model, not a curated record
UGGGGGAGGAUCAUAUCUCCGCCCCGGGCCUCUCAGGCUCCUUCCGCUACCUGUCUGCACCUGCCUUCCGGCCAGAGUAAAACAGCUUUCCUUUCCCCAUGGCACUCCACCGAGAGCCCUAGAGCUUUGGGCCCUUCACUCCACCCCAGUUGCGCCAGCCGGGCAUGGCUCGCUGCUGGCAUUGGGGCACCUGUUUCUCUGCCAUUUUUGCUGGCUGGCUGUUGGCACUGCUAGUCCCCCUAGCUCCUGCCCUUCCUUCUGUCCCCCUGGAUAGGCUUGCUGGCGACAACACCUUUCUCGCCAUCCCGUUCUCUUUACCCGCUCCUGAGGUUCCAAGCCUCAUUGCCUGGCAGAAGGAUGCGACCAACCUGGCCACAGGAAGCUUCAGGCCCAACUUCUCAGUCCUGGUGGCGCCCAGUUACCGGCCUCGGUUCUCCGUGGAUCCCACGAGCGGGAGUCUCAAUAUCACUGCACUGAUCCCCGCUGAUUCGGGUGUCUACACAGUGGCACUGUUCCCCCUAGAAAGCGUGGAGCGGAAGGCAAACAUCACGCUCAGGGUGUAUGAGGAGGUGGGCGACGUCUCUGUGGUCCCAACAUCUGCGGAGGCCGACGAAAGGGACAGCUCAGUGACCCUAACAUGUAGCCCGGUCCGAGGGUCCAUCACCUGGACCAAGGAUGGUCAGACCCUGGACGAGAAUUCCCGAUUCCAGCUCUCCGGCGGCUCCCUGAAAAUCAACAACCUUCAACGCACUGAUUCAGGGACCUACCGUUGCACCAUCUCCAAUCCUUUCAGUAAUGGGACAGGCACGUCUCAGCUCACUGUCUACUAUGGCCCCGACACCCCGAGCAUCACUGUCUCCUCGCCGGGUCAGGACGUCGAAGCAGAGGGCUUUGUGUUGGUGAACACCAGCGUGAACCUGACGUGUCUGGCCCCUUCCCAACCACAAGCGGAGAUCUACUGGAACGUGGCAGAUGAUCAGGAUCUCCUGGUGCCUUCUUCACCUAGUCUUCCGCUCCCCAGCGUGCAGCUGAAUCAGGCCGGGAUGUAUUGGUGUGUGGCCAUCAACCGGCGCACCAAUGGGAGAGUCCGAAAUACCUACAGUCUCAUCGUUGCCCAACGACCCAUUGGAUACCCCCAGUGUUCUGUGUCUUCGAAAAACAGUGGAUCUUCUUUGCUUUUCAAUUGUUCCUGGCCGGGGGGAUCACCUGAUCCCCGUUUAAGAUUCCAGGGCCUUCCGGAGGACAAGGAGGUGACUUCCUCUCACUUGGAGCAACUGGUGGACUCUCCCUUCCUAGCUGGGCUCAGUGGCCAGAACGUCACCUGCUUUGCAAGCCAUUUGACUGGGAAUAGGAGCUGCAGCGUCAUCCCAGAAGCCCCCUCUGGGGUCUUCCUCUCAUUCCAGGCCUCCGAGGAGGAAGGGACAGUUGCCAUGGAAAUGCGCUGUCAGGGCACCUUCAACCCGGCCGAGAUCGAGUGGCUUCAGAGCGGGCAGCCACUGGUUCCCGCUGGAGACCGUUACAAGCUCAGCCUUGAUGGAACCAGGCUCACCAUCUUGAACUUCACCACCCCCCAAGACCUGGGGAAUUACAGCGCCCGCUGCUCCAAUCCGCUGGGAUCCCAGAGUGCCAAUCUCACUCUCAUUGGUCCCACCGUCGCAGAGUCAACUGUGUCCCGUAAACCCAAUCCCAGAUCUGCGUACAUCACCUGGAAGAUUCCCAGUGGAUCAGCGGUCACCAGCUUCCGGAUCCAGAUGCAAGGACCUUCGCAAGGCCGUUCUGCCUCAGCGUGGGAAAUGGUGGAAUGUCUGGACGCUGGCAACCGGUCCGUCACUGUGACUGAGCUGGACCCCUGGUCCUCAUACUCCUUCCGUGUGGUGCCCUUCUUGGGAACCCAGGCUGGAAACUCUUCUCACGUCCUGACCCUCCAGGCAGAGCCGUACUUGAGUGCUGGUGCCAUUGCCGGAAUUGUGAUCGGCUCCAUCUUGGGCUUCCUUUUGAUCCUCCUUUUGAUCUUCCUGGUCAUCUUCUUCUGCCGAGCCCGCAGACGGAAAGUCCCCCCCACACCACCGGAGAAUCAGCAACAUUACCUUUCUCGCCAGUUUCCGCAUGGCAGGGAGUCCAACGAGCCCUCUUGGGGUAAUCCUCGCUGGUCUUCUGGAGACUCGGACUUCUACAGCAUCACCUACGAGGAACACCUGCGCAGACAUGGGGGGCUGGCGACCUUGCCCAUUGAUACCAGGGAUAGAAAGCACAACAACUCUGCCACCCCACUUCCCCGGCCCACCGGCACGAAUGUUCGCAACGCUACUCAGGUGUGA